AUGCCUCUCGAACUCAACAUCGAUCUGACCGAGGAGCGUCCGAAACUUUCGGACAUUUUGGCUUUUGAUAUGGAAAAGCCUCUGGUAAAGACUAACGUCUUGGCCCUUGUCCCGAAACGUACAAGAUCCGCUGUUUCGAUGCGUGCCGAUGAGACGGACAAUUGGGGACAAGAGGCUCUCGAUGAGAAGGAAGCGUACACACUUACGCUCUCCGACCCGAGCAUCAAGAACGAACUGCUGGAUCGCUUGAAUACCUUCCGUCGUAACAGAAACCUUUGUGACACUGUCCUUUUUGUCAAGGAACGCGAAAUCUUUGUGCACAAAGUCGUCUUGGCUGCUGUCUCACCAGCUCUAUUUGACAUGUUCAAUGUCGAAAACGAAGAUGAGAAGUCUCCAACUUCGACACCAACAACCAAUGGAGAAGCUCCAACCAAUGGUGUGACCACCAAUGGCAAUGGAGUCGGUGUAGUCGCCAAUGGAUCGCUGUCGCAAGGUCAAAAACCACAGAACCAGUCGAUUACAUUCUACGAGUUUGCUCAAACUGAUUUUGAAUGCUUCGAAGCACUUGUCAACUUUGCAUACACUUCAAACUUGGAAAUCAGCUCUAAGAAAGUUGCCGAGCUGUACAAGACUGCCUAUGCUCUUCAGAUGAAUCCAGUUAUCAAGGCAUGUGCUGGAUAUCUCGCUGAUAACCUCCAAGUCUCGAACUGCAUUGGAGUUCGCCGUCAAGCAAAUUUCCAUAACGACAGUUUCCUCAUGAGCAAGGUAGAUGAUUUCAUUACGGAGAACUUUGAUUCCAUUGUUAACGACAGCAAGGAAUUCACUCAGUUGCCAGUUAUCCAGGUUCGAAUCAUUGUUCCUGCUGAGGAUGGAAAGGUCGCCAACAACGCUAAUAAUCAGGGAGGAUUGGCCGAGAUGGCGCUGUUCUACUUCCAGAACAUGCCUCAUGAGCGUGUCGAACAUUCCAUUGAUAUGCUUACAUGCAAGACUCAUAUCUUGUACAUGGAGGAGGAUCAUUUGGCCGAUUGUCUUGAAAUGGACGAGCGUUCUUCGGUCGGAAGUUGUGAUAUCAUUCAGGACUACAAGAAGUCCGGAAAAGACAGAAAGGACGUCGCCAAGGCGAUGACUGUUCAGGAACCAAUCAUCACUUCAGUGGUUCAGCACAGAGUCAAUGGAGCCGUACCAGUUCGUUUGAAUGCGUCACGUCUUCCAAACAUGAAUGCUUCCAAUGAAAGUCUGGAAUCUGCUGGAACUGAUGAUUCGGAUCCACAAGAUACCAUUGAAGCCAGAUUGAUCUCAACUCACCGCACAGCUCCACAAUACUGGGUCGCUCUUGUCGUCCUCUACCGCCGUCUCUGUGUUUUAAGCCUUCAGCUUACCGACAACGAGGAGCUUCUUCGUACGAAACGAGAGCCAUGUCCGGUUGACUCUCAGAAAGCUGCCCUUCUCUCUCGUUUGAUUUCUUGCACCGGAAAACAGCAGAAACCACUGGAGUGCAUGGGCUCGUCACGUUGCUCAAUCGGAGCAUCUUUCUUGAAUGGCAAGAUCUUUGUCUGUGGCGGUUACGAUCGUGGAGAAUGCCUGAAGAGUGUUGAAGAAUACGAUGUCGUUCAAGGCAAAUGGCGUUAUGUUGCGAACAUGAAAGCCGAGAGAGGACGUUUCGAUUGCACAGUUCAGGGAGGAAAGGUGUAUGCCGUUGCUGGAAGUAAUGGAAACAAGGAACUCAAGAGUUGCGAGGUUUAUGAUCCAAAGGCAGACAAAUGGGCACCACUCCCGAACUUGAACACUGCAAAAUGUCACAACGGAUGUGCCACCAUCGAUAACUACAUCUACUGUAUCGGUGGAUUGUUUGACCAGAAGGUGCUCAAGGACUGUGAACGUUUUGAUACUAACACUCUCGGAUCCGAAGAGGCUGUAUGGGAGCCAAUGACUUCAAUGGAGCAAGCCAGAUACCAAGCUGGUGUGUGCACCUGGAGAGGACUCAUCAUUGCCGCUGGAGGAUGCGAUCGUUGGAUCUGCAUGGAUACUGUCGAGGCUUAUGAUCCAAAGACAAACACAUGGCGUCAACUUCCGAAGCUCCGGCAGGCAAGACGUGGAUGUGCCGUUGCUGUUGUCCGCGACACAUUAUAUGUGAUUGGUGGACACGAUGGAACUCAGUGUCUGGAUACUGUAGAGAUUCUUGACAGUCCAUCUUCUCAGUGGCGUGUUGGACCAACUUUGACUACUGCCCGAGGUAACACUCACGCCGUUGUCACUGCUGGAAACGUAAUUUACUGCAUUGGUGGAUUCACUGGUGUGAAGUUCUUGGACACUAUUGAGCUUCUCGAGAAUGGUAAGCCUAAAUUGUCAAUCACUUCACUUCUAUGUACAAAUGUUUCAGAACAAAUCGGUUGGCGCAACUGGCAGACUUGCCCCGAGCAAAUCCUCGAGGAGCAAGAAGAGGACGAAUCGAGUCAAAUUGAUAAUGAUGCUACUUCCACUCCACCAUCUUCUCCAUAA
This is a messenger RNA of Caenorhabditis briggsae, 2499 nucleotides long. RefSeq names its product Protein CBR-TAG-147 (gene Cbr-tag-147). Lineage: Eukaryota; Metazoa; Nematoda; Chromadorea; Rhabditida; Rhabditidae. Gene Ontology annotation, molecular function: protein binding. The record is from RefSeq and is a predicted model, not a curated record. Bases 1 to 2499 code for a protein of 832 amino acids. The transcript has 11 exons.